Akanthomyces muscarius is the source of this 420-nucleotide messenger RNA. RefSeq lists its product as uncharacterized. The transcript has 2 exons. Lineage: Eukaryota; Fungi; Ascomycota; Sordariomycetes; Hypocreales; Cordycipitaceae. The record is from RefSeq and is a predicted model, not a curated record. The coding region runs from base 1 to 420 and encodes 139 amino acids.
AUGUCGGACCUCCCGCCCAACUACAGGACGCCGCCCUUUCCGUCGCUGAACGUGCACACCCUCUCCGACGAGACGAGCGACAAAAUCUACACGCUGUACCACAUUGGCGACAUUUGGCGCUUCACGACCGUAUGGACCGUCAUCGUCUACGCCGUCUUCCACAUGGGCGCGGUCAUGGUGGCCUUUAUGACGCACGGCUUCAAGCGCCGGUCGUGGAAGCUGCUAUGGCUCGCGCCGAUUGUGUACCUGAGCGUUGCGGGCGUGGAGGCUGUGCUGUCAGGGAGCAUAGUAGGGCUAAUAGUUGGCGCCGUUUAUCAGUCGGGCAACUACGAGAUGAAUACGUGGAUCCCGUGCAUAUGGGGGUUUGUUUGUCUGCUGAUUCUCCUCAUUUCCUCGUUUACGAUCCAAGGCGCUCUAUAA